AUGAAAUUUUGGACUUCACAACAUGUUUUUGAUCAUGAUUGGGCAACAGUAGUUACUGCUGCAUUAAAUAAAUAUCCCAAUCCAUCACAUCGUCUUCUGUUAGCCAAUUGGGGUAUUGCACCUGCAUUAAAUAAAAUUUUCAAUAUGAGUGAACUUGGAUAUGCUAGUGAACACUCAACAAUUGAUGCUCGACGACGUAUAAUGACUGCACGAACAAGAAAUUUAACACUAAAUCGUUUUAUUAGUAUUGAAGAACGACUUGAAUAUACACAACAUCCAACUGAUAGCUCAAAAACAAUUCUUACACAAGAAGCAACAAUUAACGUUGAGAAUGUUCCAUUGACUAGUUACGUUGAAACAAUGGUCGCUAAAACAAUCAAUACAAAUGCAACUAAAGGUCGUCUAGCAAUGGAAUGGGUAAUCAACCGAAUGAGUACUGUUCCGUCAACUGAACCAACUAAACAAAUACCUUUAUAA
Adineta steineri is the source of this 477-nucleotide messenger RNA. The record is from the annotation of a GenBank genome assembly. Lineage: Eukaryota; Metazoa; Rotifera; Eurotatoria; Adinetida; Adinetidae.